CAUGGUGAAGGGAGGAGGGACGAAUUUCGCUUCGUUGUCGCCUAAAAUUAUAACUUUACGGUGAUUUGUGUUAGAAUCCCUACAACUGGAUUGAAAUAAGUGACUUUAUUUGGUGCUUACAAUCUCGUGUGAGUGUGUCUAGUACGCGUGGCUAAUCUCCUGUUUAUCACGACUGAUUACAUUCCGACCGCUCCCUGCGUUGGUACCGUCAGUCGCAUAGUAUUUUCAUUUUGUACUACUAGCAAUAGUAGGGGUCUAGUAAAAGCUGUUGGAAAGUGCAUACGGGAAACUGAUGGCGUAAAAAACUGUCUCACGUUCUAUUUUGAUGCCGUUAUGAGGUGAUAGUGGAGUCUGCGUUACUACGUUAGCCAUUUUCGGUGAGUCUCAAAGUAGUGGUACCAAGUGAUAUUUACGUGUCGAUUGUGAAUGAUAAAGUGUUAUAAGUGAGGAAACGCCGCUGACAUUGAGGUACAAAACUCUAUCGCGGCACGACUUGAUAAUGACGGCGCUUCGGAAUACAUUACCGGGCCACUAACGACUGUCGCUGCUGCCACGACAUGAGAAGCAUACUACACCAGACAUGGAUGGCGUGAAGAAAAUACACUCGGGCACACUGUAUCGCAACGGGCCGGUGGAGGGCGCGUACGGCUCGCAGCACAGCCCGGUGUCGCGAUCUGACGCGUCGACCGAGGACGCGGAGCUGUCCGCUGCGCUCGCGCACCAACACCACCUCGCCAUGCAGGCUGGCGAGUACCCAGUAGUGGGUGCAGGCGUGGACCCCGACUACGGGCAGUACGUGUCGUCACCCGCCUCCCACUACAACCACAUAGGACACCUUACCAUGGCGCCUUCGCAGAAAUAUCCACACGUAAUGGACUCAGUGUCGGUUAGUGGCGGGGGGAGCUACGCGGGUGCGGGAGGCGCGGGGCACUACGGCACGUACGGACAUUACGGAGCGACGGCCUACCAGGCGCAGCCCGCGUAUAUGGUCGAGCCUCCGUCACAGGUGCCCGCUUACAUGGGACAGGAGUAUGUGGAAGGGGGCGGCAGUGCGUCGCCGCGGAGCGCGUCCCCUGGCGCGUUACCGUCGCAGCACAAUCUGCAUCUACAACAGAGGUACGACUCAGCUUCUCUCGAGCAGCUGGGGCGGCAUUACUGCGUGACGUCACCGCGCGGCGAGUACGCGGGCGACGCGUACGGCUACCAGCACUACCCCGCCGCGUACGAGCCACAGCCGCACCAAGCACAGUUCAAGGAUUCCCAGAAUGGUUUGAGCCUCGGCAGUGCCGGGGGACAGUCAAUGUAUGGUGAUGAAGAGGAAUUACAGAAACAAAUGGCUGGAAUGUCGCUAGUACAUCCAGGCGUAGGCGUCCGCGAGGAAGGCGGGCUGCAAUGGCGUGACCCGAACCUGCCCGAGGUGAUCGGCUUCCUCAACUCCCCGUCAGAUGUAGUCAAGGCCAACGCCGCCGCAUACUUGCAACAUCUGACUUAUAUGGACGAUCCCAACAAACAGAAGACCAGGAGUUUAGGCGGCAUCCCCCCUCUAGUGCGGCUCGUGUCGCACGAGAAUCCUGAGGUGUGCCGUAACGCGUGCGGCGCGCUACGCAACCUGUCGUACGGGCGACAGAACGACGAGAACAAGCGAGCCAUACGCGACGCCGGGGGCAUCCCCGCGCUCAUGGCGCUGCUGUGCCGCGCCACUGAUAUGGAGGUGAAGGAGCUGGUGACAGGCGUUAUAUGGAACAUGUCAUCAUGCGAGGACCUGAAGCAGUCUAUCAUAGACGACGCGGCGCAGGUCAUCGUCAACAAGGUCAUCAUUCCGCACUCCGGCUGGCAUCCCACCAACCCUGGCGACACAUACUGGUCUACUGUAUUCAGGAACGCGUCGGGCGUGCUCCGCAACGCGUCGUCGGCGGGCGAGUACGCGCGGCGGCGGCUGCGCGGGCUGCACGGCCUCACCGAGGCGCUGCUGCACGCCGUGCGGGCCGCCAUACAGGCCAACGCCAUCGGCACCAAGAUCGUCGAGAACUGCGUCUGCGUGCUGCGGAACCUGUCCUACAGGUGUCAAGAAAUAGAAGAUCCGCUGUAUGACACACGAGCGCCGCCAACGCAGUCAUCUGGACAAGCGAGGAUACAGGCCAGCGCAUCCAAAGGCGAAAACCUGGGUUGUUUUGGUGGCAGUAAAAAGAAGAAGGAAGGGACAUCGUCAUCCAACUCGACGAGUCCGCUGGGCAAGAGCGAGCCGGACUCACAGCCGCUGGCUGACGCCCAGCAGUUAGGCUACAGCGUGCCCAAGGGUACCGAGAUGCUGUGGUCACCUGAGGUGGUCCCCCUGUACAUGGCGCUCCUGCAGACGUGCUCCAACCCGGAGACGCUGGAGGCGGCGGCCGGCGCGCUGCAGAACCUGGCCGCCUGCUACUGGCAGCCCUCCAUCGACAUACGAGCCGCCGUCAGGAAAGAGAAGGGGCUACCAAUCUUAGUAGAGCUCCUACGCAUGGAGGUAGACCGUGUGGUGUGCGCGGUGGCCACGGCUCUACGCAAUCUGGCCAUCGAUCAGCGAAACAAGGAGCUCAUCGGCAAAUACGCCAUGAGGGACCUCGUACAGAAACUGCCUAGCGGGAAUCAACAGCAUGACCAGGGCACAUCAGACGACACGAUAGCAGCAGUGCUGGCAACCCUCAACGAAGUGAUCAAGAAGAGCGGCGAGUUCUCCCGCUCGCUGCUGGAGGCGGGCGGCGUGGAGCGUCUCCUCAAUCUCACCAAGAACAGGCACCGGCAUACGCCGCGCGUUCUCAAGUUCGCAGGUCAAGUGCUGAUGACGAUGUGGGGUCACGCGGAGCUGCGCGAGGUGUAUCGCAAGCACGGCUGGCGCGAGGCUGACUUCCUCACGCCGGCACGGGCCGCGCAGCCGCGGGGGAACUCCAAUAGCAGCGGGCAGGGAACGCCCAUGGGCGCGGCGGCCGGCGCCCCGCACUCGCCCAGCAACGCCAACUCCACGCUCAGCCGGCCCAUGGCCUCCACCGGCGGCACGCGGUACGAGGACCGGACCAUACGCAGGCACCGCGAGAACGAUGACCCCCCAAUGGACGGAAACAACUAUCAAGACGGCCUCGGCAUGGGUAACCCAAACGGGAGGCCCAUGAACUUACAGGGGGUUCAGGCGCAGAUGCCACCGCCGAGCAGUCGCUAAUACUAAUACUAGUUGAACGAAAACCUUGACAAGAAAGUUACAGGCUUAUGUUGGCUAGCUUGCUUCGUCGAUGGAUUUGGUAUGAGGUUCUUUUUUAUGUAAACUUGUCUCAUUUUAUUUCGAUAGCGGGCCUGAAAUCUUUCAUCCGGUGGUAAUUGACAUUUGUUAGGGAGCCUAAGUCUUGGAUCACAACGUCAGCUGAAAGCAUUCAUCGUGUCAUACAUUCUUUCUUCGAAUUCAAAAUUCAAAUACUUCUUUAUUCAGUAAGUAACAUACACUUUGAACGUCUGAUCUGCUUAAAACUAAUGUAGAUUCUCACAACCUGUAUAGCCGAGGAAAAGAAGCUGUAAGAAAAACCUCGGCACAGGGCCCUAGACGUUCUUCUUUCCACUAUCGUUAUCUAAAGCAUUUAUUUUAAAUAGUAAUACUACAGUCAUCUGUCCUUUUCUUAUCUGACAAGAGAUCAAGCUCUUCUAAAGAGCUUAGUUUUAUUUCAAUAGACAAGUAAAUAGGCUGCACAGAAUCACUUGAUUAGUUCAAGGGCAAAGAAUGUCCCCUCAUCCUGUCUAUCGACGGAGAAAGCUAAAAAAUUCUUCCCGAUUCGUCUGCCACUUCUAUUUAUUGGACCAUAAUUUACUAACCAUGAACUGAACAUUUAAAAAAUGCAUUUGAUUUUUUUCUUUGUUUGAUGAUGUUAACAAUUCUACACGCAAUACGAUAUUAGUAUUACAUAAUAACAUGUUAAUUAUAAUAUGCACAUUUAUUUAUUUUACAAUAAUAUAUUCUAAUUAGUUAAUAUGAAAUUGAAAAAUAUACUCUUAAACCUUGCGAUAUUUUGACAUAUGUACAGUUUUUUUUGUCUGUUGUCGAAUAAUGAAAGGCGGAAUAAAGCAAGUGUCAUGUGAUAGUGCCAUCUCUGUCUAGCGAGUCAAUAGUAAAUGGUAUUCAAAAGAGACAAAAAGUGAGAUAGAAUCGAUUGGUUAUGUGGAAUUUCGACCUUUUAUUAUUUGUCAUGGAAAGUCACAGAACAAAAUGAUGAAUUAUACUAAAAAAAAACAACUUAUAAUGUAAAAGAAAAUGACGGAGCAUUAUGGAUUUUUUAUUUUAUAUAAAUCAUAGAUAAUCAGACUUGUCAUAUUAUCAAUUUAUAUCCUGGUGUCAGGGUUAUUUUAUUUAACAAAUGUAAAAAAAAUCAUGAAAACCUAAAAAAUAGUACUGAUAAAAUGUUUAUAAUAAAGGAAAGGAUAUAGGUAAUUAUAUUAUAACCCUACCGUUAACAAAUAAACAAUCCGAAAGGCGGUAUGUAUGGCAAAACAUCGCAAGACCCAGAAAAUAUCUUGAGGCCUAAAGGACAUUUUAAUAUAUUACGUGAAUAUCAAACAUACUACAGCCAUUCCUUUAAACAUCAUGUCAAUUCCCCAUGUAUAUAUUCGUGCCAUGUCUUAUAUUAAACAUAAUAAAGGGGUUUCAUGUAGGUGUAUCGCUCAUUGGAUAUACGGUGUUAUUCUUUGGGACAAAAUUGAUAGAUUGUAUCAUCAUUUGUAGGCUUAAUGCCACUAGAAACACCAGUGAAGGUGUUACGUAAAUCACAGCUAUAAGUAAUGUUUACACAUUAUUUUAAUACGGAUGGAUUAUGCCGACUUUUCGGAUCGUAUGUAUGAGUGACACAAAUCAAUGUAUUAAGUUUCGUUCAAGACCGGAAUCGGACCCCAAUCGAAAAUCUUAUGCAUUUCAGUAUUAACUAAAAUUAAAACGGUCAAUUUGCGGCCAUUUUGGAAAUCUCAUAGUCGAUUUUUAGACGAGAAUUUUGUCGAAAUGACUGCGAGAAUUAUCUAGGGAUUGAACGUGACAUUUCUCAAUGUAACCAUUAUACUAUAACAAGUUAGUAAAAUCUAACUAUAACCUAUUGAGAUAGACAUUUCAUAUAUUCGGGAUUUGAAUAUAAUUGUUAUUAAUUUAUAAAUGAUAGUUCUGUAGCACAUGUCUGCCCGUAACGAACUAAUGCUGGCUAAAUGGGUCUCUUCAAUAGUACAUAAAACUCAAAGUAAUUCUUUACAACCAUUCAAAAUGAGAAUUACAUUUUCUAUUUGUUGUUUAGCCUGAACUAAGUUUAAUGUACUGUUGAAUAGAGCGAGUUAUAGCACGAGUCUUAAGGGCGAAUAGUUUUAACUAUUAUGAUAUUAUAUAGAAUUUUGUAAUAUUUUGUAUUCAUUCCACGCCCCUUUAUUAAUAUUGUAAUAUAGGUGUCUAUUGUCCUCUAUACUUAAGGAAUAUCCGUCUUAUAUAUAGCUAUAAGAUGCAUUGAUAUGGGACGCGGUAGCUUUAAACUAUUCUGUUUGUAGGCUGUAUAUUUAUUUGGUUGUCGUUUAAGUGCAUUUGCCAAUGAAACUCAUGUAAAAACAUCUAAAUAUUAUUUGUCUAAAGCGUUGGAUAUUGACAAAAUGGCGCCUGUAAUUGUUAACAAAAUGGCGUCAUAAAAAUGGCGCGAAAGGUAAGAAACUUCAAAAAUGAUGAAAUAAUAAGCAAUAUUUUAAUGGUUCCUGUCUUCGGUUGCCAAAAUGUGAUGGACACAUUUUCUUUAUUAGAAAAUUGUGGAUUUUUCCACUGUGUGUUGUAGCAAUGAGUUAUUGGUGAGUUUCAUUGCUAACGGCAUUCUUAAAUGGUUGCAAAACGCACCUUACCAUUUUCUGGCGAGUGAAGGCUUGUGUAGGAUGUACUGAUCUCGUACAUGAGUAUGAAUGUGAAAGAAGGCAGUUUAAAAUGAUUCCUUCAAUCGAUUUCCCUCCGUUUAGUUCGAUAUGCGGCAGCUCUCAAGCAUACUUUCCUAAAAAAUGUAUCACGUCACCAGCAGUCAAUCAGAGACAGUUUAUUAUGACGUGAUUUGUGUGAAAACUGAUUGGUUGCAUUUCAUCAAGAAGCUCCGGCUGCUAUCUAGCGCAGAGCGAGGAUCGUAUGCUUAGUUUAUUAAUGAUAAGUUUGGAUGUCAUAGCGUUAACCUAUUUAUUUUAUACUAUCAAAUUACUAAGAUUAUAUUUUAAUUAUUAUAGGAGAUUAAUGUAAGGGUUUUGUGAGAACGUUUUUUCGGAUUAUACAACAUGCACAAUACUGCAUUUGACGUCCGCAACGGAUGAAUUAUAUUGACUGAGUAACCUGGUACAAAACUACCCUCAUCCAGUGCAUUAUAACCAUUUAGUGACCGUGUAUGUAAGUUUUUGUAUAAUAUUUUUUAUUAUAAAAACGUAAGUGAAUGUACAACAUUUUUUUUCGUAACAAUAAGCUUGCCAGGGCGAAGUCGCUUCUAUGAAGCGAUUUUAUUUUAUAUAUUCUCCACAAAUCAUCUUAGUAUUUGGUUUUAGGUAGAUUAAGAGAUUUAUUUAAUCAAUUAUUUCGUCAUAUUAUUAUAUUAUUUUUUUAAUUUAUCACACCCUUAGAUGAGAAUAUUAGACAAUUGUAGGCAUUAUUAGGGAUAUUGUUUGAAAAUCAUAUAAUAACUUUAAUUGAUAUUGUACGGUAUAAAUUUUAUAUGGAUCAUCCCUCGUAGGCCUGUUGUAUAGAAGUUUGUAUGGGUGAUUUUCUUUGCAGCUAUUAUAAAGUAUAUUUUAUUGUAACUUCCCCGGAUCUCUGAGAAUAUUUGUAAGUUGUAGUUGUCACCACGAGAUCUUAGUGUUACGCCGAGUUAUAAGCACUGAGCAACCCUAGAUAGAGUGGGACAUAAUAUAGGGAGAGAAACACCGUUUGUGUAAGCUGCUACAAGCUUAUAUUAAGGACGUCCUCUCUGCGAAAGUUGUAACGCAACUAUUCCACUCGCUUAUUUCCCAUCCUUCGUUUAUAAAAAAGUCGAUACACUAGGGUUGCCCAGUACUGCAUUUGUCUAUGGUCAACCAUAGAUUAUAGUUGUUGGAACAGUAAUACUCGAUUAUUUAUAUUUUAUUUAAAGAUUUAUAUUGAAAAUUAUUUAACAUCAGUUCGGUUGUCGAUACGACGGUAGUUCUAAUAAAUAGUUUGACAUGUGUCACGUUGAAUGUAGAUUUUAAUAGAACUUAUUCUCUUAUAAGAAUGAAGAUAUUAUAUUAUACACUUCACAGAGAAUUAAAUGAAUGAUUUUUUA
This is a messenger RNA of Pectinophora gossypiella (pink bollworm), 7298 nucleotides long. RefSeq names its product catenin delta-2 (gene p120ctn). Gene Ontology annotation, cellular component: plasma membrane; nucleus; cytoplasm. Gene Ontology annotation, biological process: cell-cell junction assembly; cell-cell adhesion. The record is from RefSeq and is a predicted model, not a curated record. Bases 581 to 3190 code for a protein of 869 amino acids. NCBI's taxonomy places the organism in Eukaryota, Metazoa, Arthropoda, Insecta, Lepidoptera, Gelechiidae. Gene Ontology annotation, molecular function: cadherin binding. The transcript has 20 exons.